AUGGGCAUCAUCAGGAAGCAGGUCGGCGCUGAAGGGGAGAAGAAGCUGUUCUGGCUGAGCAAGCUACUGGAGACCAAGGACGUGGCGGUGGACGAAAAUGUCACGGUGUGUUUGGUCAAGGCGAUAAAUGACAUAGACUCUGGUUAUCGACACCCACAUCUAGAGCAAUGGCGGUGUCUCGGCAAGCUGCUACUGGAGGCGACACGGGCGGGUGUGACCUAUGAUUUUGUUCAUUUUAUAUCUUCGCUGCACGCAUGCACAGAGGUUCUUCUGUGUGAGGCUGCGGCGGCAGCGGAGACUAGCGGCGUCAGCAUCGCCACCGGCACCGCCGCCGCUUCAGCCGACGUCUGCAGGAAGCUAUCUAGGUACAUGAUGUACCUUGUUGCUGCACACCCAGCUGCUGCUUCACUUUUGCAGGUUCUUUCUAGCUAG
This is a messenger RNA of Miscanthus lutarioriparius, 432 nucleotides long. The record is from the annotation of a GenBank genome assembly. NCBI's taxonomy places the organism in Eukaryota, Viridiplantae, Streptophyta, Magnoliopsida, Poales, Poaceae.